AUGUGGCCGGCAAUGAGGCUGAUCCGGCGCCAGCUGAGCUCGGUGGCCCGCGGACUGGUGUAUGAGAAGCACGGGGAACCAUCGCAGGUGCUUCGUUUGCAGAGACUAGAGGUUGCUUCACCAACAGAUUAUGAAGUGAAAGUUAAAAUGUUGGCUGCCCCCAUAAAUCCUUCUGACCUUAACAUGAUUCAAGGAACUUAUGCUUUGCUGCCCCAGUUACCAGCUGUAGGGGGCAAUGAAGGAGUAGGUGUGGUGGCAGCGGUAGGACGUCAUGUGUCCUCAGUGAGGCCUGGAGAUUGGGUCAUUCCAGUGGAUGCUGGAUUAGGCACAUGGCGUACAGAGGGAAUUUUCCGUGAGUCAGCACUAGUACGAGUCCCAAGUGACAUAUCCAUAGAGGGAGCAGCAACUCUGAGCGUUAACCCCUGUACUGCAUACAGAUUACUGUCUGAUUAUGAGACUCUGCGACCAGGUGAUUCCGUAAUACAGAAUGCCAGCAAUAGUGGUGUUGGUCAGGCUGUUAUACAGAUUGCAGAAUCAUUGGGCAUUACUACCAUUAACAUAGUAAGGGAUAGGCAAGAUUCUUCGGAGCCUGGUGCAGAGACUUCAUGAUUUGGGAGCAGAUCAUGUCAUCACAGAGGAACAGCUGCGCAAGCCAGAGAUGAAGAUUUAUUUAAGACCUGCCCCCGCCCACGAUUAGCAUUGAACUGUGUUGGAGGCAAAAGCACAACUGAAAUGUUGCGUCAUUUAGAUUAUGGUGGGACUAUGGUUACCUAUGGAGGAAUGGCUAAACAGCCUGUUACUGUUCCUGUGAGUGCUCUAAUAUUUAAAAAUAUCAGGCUAUGUGGUUUUUGGGUAACUCAGUGGAAAAAAGACCGACAACACAUAGAUCGUGAGGAAAUCACCAAGAUGAUCCGUGACCUUUGUGAUUUGAUCCGUAGAGGAAGGCUUGUUCCUCCCCCUUGUUUCCACUGGCCCUUAGAAGAUUUUCUUCAGGCCUUACGGGAUGCCCAGACUCCAUUUCUAUCUAGAAAACAGAUCCUGACUAUGCAGUGA
This is a messenger RNA of Staurois parvus, 1053 nucleotides long. Lineage: Eukaryota; Metazoa; Chordata; Amphibia; Anura; Ranidae. The record is from the annotation of a GenBank genome assembly.